AUGGCCCCAUCCCCAGCAUCGGCACCAUCAACACCUCCUCCGGCUGCGAAUCCCGAAGAGCAUCAAUACUGGACAGACCCCAUUCUCUGCGAAGAAACGCGAGCCAGGCUCGAAUAUUACCGAAGCCUAGGAUGGCUUCCUCCCAAUCACAAACCAAAAACCCUGGAGGGAAUCGCCGUGGUUGAGCGGUACUGGCGAAAGUACUGUCUCCAAUCAAAAGAGGAAUAUGAGAAGUAUCUUCUCUCCGAGGACCAGGCAAUCUACAUGAAUUUUUUCGAUUGGAUGCACAAGACGUCCCGUGAGAAGCGUCUCCAAUCCUACGAUGAAUACUGGCGGCGCCUCAAGCAGUAUUUCAGCCUGUUCGCCAGACGUCGUAUGGACCCGGAAGUCCAAGAACAGAUGCGACGCUUUAUCAACCAAAGAUUCCCCGCCGAACACUCCAUCUCUCGACGGAUGAAGGAAAAGCAUACACUAUCCGUGGACGCCUUCUGUAUUCUGUACCGCCACCAUUGGAUUCAUUCAAGAUUUUUUCGUCAUGGGAGCAUGCUAAUACAAUUCGCUACGAUCCAACUAUGGUCGUCCAUUACUGGAACACGGCCCGGUGUGCUUCUCCCGCAGAGGACCUAUCUACCCGACAGUAUGACCGUGCGCAAACGAAAAGGAGGCUUAACUUUCCAAAGUGACAUCCCCAAAUAUAUCUCGGCCACUGAUCUUCCCGAUUCGGUGUGUUAUCGAGAUAUUGAACUCUUCUAUCUUCGAGAUCCGACCGGCAACCGUGACGUUCUAUGUGCCAUCAUUGAGUUUCGUAACUUGAAAGGCCGACCUGAGGGUGCCGAUGGAACCAAGUUUUUCAUGCAUGGCGAUUAUCAACUCGCAUACUGCCCGAUCUUGCAAAUUAUCUCGUACGCAUUUCGUGACGGGGCCUUCGCCAAUACGACACUGACACCAGAGUUAAUUUGGCAACUCCAGGUGCCAGACUACCUGGCUUCCCUUCCCCUCCAUUGGAAACCGGAGGUCCUGGACACCCCUCUUCUGCGGCAUGUCCACUCCACAGAAUACGGCCUCGAACUUCACAAGUUCCUGCCGAUGGCGUAUGCCUCCAGCCGAGAAGCGCUGCAGGAGUUGGGUCGAGAUGCCAAGUUCGAGGAUGAUGUCGGCCACUACAAUUAUCGGCGUUGGACUGCCAACGAGGCAAACCGGAACUUCACGAGCCAGGAGCGGCAAAGGGUGCUCGGUCAAUCCGGUGACGGGGUCUUUGAAAGGCACUACCAAUCCCACUUUGUUCAACGCGAUCUUCAAAAUGUGGUGCUUCUCCGGCCACCCCAGGAACACCUCCUUCAGGCCGCGGGGAGCAUGCUCCGGAAGCGGGAUCUGUCCGCUCCCUCCUCCGUACUGACCGAAGAGCAGCGUCGCGCUGUUUGCCAGGACCCACGGAUUUUAGAGCUCAGGCGCGCAAAGCGAGAGGUAAUGGAGGAGAUGCGAUCUCUUGCUGGGACCAAGAAGAAAGCCGAGAAGCCUUUCCCGCAUCUCUACCAGAAGCAUGAAUCGCUUUGCAAGGAGCUUUCGCAGUUGAGGAAAACCUUAGCGAAGGACAUCAAGAACACCGCCAGAAAAGAGCACUUCCAUAAUGCGCCGAUCCUGGAAGUCGCCAGGCAGAUCAAGCGACUUCUCGGUGAGCUCGAUUCUGAAGAUAGUGACGUUGACAGGCCCGACAAGAGGGACUGGGAACUUCCUAUCCCCACCUACAUCUUCCCGGAACGGGAGCGGCUUGUUGAUUAUUUUUAUGGCCCAGAUGCAGAGAAUUACGAGCAUGAUCAGCUUCUUGCAAGACGGAUCCAGGCAACCAAAGAUAUGGUUAUGCUCAGUACCCUCUGUGAACCGAACCGUCGGGGCAAUCGAGUUAACUGGAAUUUCGACGAUCACGAGUCUGCGGAACCGGAAAAGCCAUGCGCUGUCGAAGAGGAAACUCUUGACUGCCCGACGGAUGUUUGCAUCAUCUGUUACGGUCUAUCCCGCUGUUCCGCGUCGAAUCCACCUCCACACCGAUUUCCUCCUAAGCGACAAGACUCUCUCCGGCGCCAUGUGAUCGAUUGUCACCUCGCCAAAGCGUACGAUGGGAUCAGUUGCACCUGGAAGAUAUGCCACGAGGUUCCGAAGUUCACCCACACCACAGAUUUCUUGGCCCAUGCCUUGUACGUGCACGCGUACGAUAUUAAUAUUCAGCGGCAACAUCUGCCUUCGUGGCAACUUGUUAGUGACUGUGAAGAUUCAUCCUUCGAUGAUUCAGAUUCCUCUUCUGGAUCCGAUCGCGAUUCUGGCGUAGACACCCCUGCUUCCUCUAUCACAUCUGAAACGACGAAUACCGAGCCUGACUUGGUCGAAUUUGGCUCUGUUCAUUCCACACAAUACCCAGUGCGCCGGUCAAAGAGAAUCAAAGUAUCUGUAUGA
Molecule: messenger RNA, 2448 nt
Organism: Talaromyces amestolkiae
Lineage: Eukaryota; Fungi; Ascomycota; Eurotiomycetes; Eurotiales; Trichocomaceae
Exons: 5
Coding region: 1-2448 (815 amino acids)
Source: RefSeq, a predicted model, not a curated record